GUUUUGUAAGGGAAAGGAAAAGCAAAAGCCAGACAAAAAAGCUAAUCCUUCCUGAUCUCCAACACAGCCACCCUCCUUCCCAUUUCUUAAAGCCCAAAUAAGAUGGCAUUGCAUGCAUUAGUGGACACAUCAUAAUCUUAUUAGUGUAUACUGUAACCUUAGUACUUGCUUCUUACACAACCUUGCACUUAUUUGAUGUUUGAUGUUUCUUUGACUUUUGAUAUUCUCUUCACCUCUGUAGAAAACCCAUUUACCAAUCCAUCCCUCUCACACAAAAAUUCGAUCGCUUGAGACUCAGCAUAUAGAAGGGGGGGAUGGGCUUCUGCCAAGAAAACCUAUGCUUGUCGAUUCGUGGUGAAAUAUGUAGAUCUGCUUCCUUGAGAUUUCAUUCUUAAAAGACGAAAAAAUAUCAUUUUUUGGGAAAUGGGCUUGUUUGUUUCGUUCUUAUUUUUCCUAUAAUUGGCAAUUUGGAACGUACGAGGGUUACCUCGAUUGUUAGGAAGUUUAAGGAUCAUUAAUCGUCAGUAGUGAAGUGGGUUUUGUUGCAGAAAUGAUUCAGCUACUGUUCUUGGUACUUUUUGCCGAAGGGGUUAUAGCAUUCCUUCUAAUGGUGAAGAUUGGGCCAUUGAGGGAGAUGGUGAUGAGGAGCUUGGACCAGCUCAAAACGGGGAAAGGGCCUGCCACUGUGAAGACCAUUGCUGGUACCAUGUCCGUGAUUCUCGCUUCGAGUGUAACCAGCAUUCUCAAGAUCCAGAAUAAGGGAUCUAAGCUUGGGACUGUGACACCCAUGGAUCAGGUACUCUGGAGGACGCACCUGCUAGAGGCUUCGCUCAUUGGGUAUUCUUUAUUUCUUGGAUUUGUAAUUGACCGUUUACACCACUAUCUGCAAAAAUUAAAUGGGUUGAGGACAGCAGUGGGAGCCUCCAAACAGGAAGUUGAGAAGAUUCGGAAAGAACACCAGCAUCUCAAAGAGAAAGAAGAGAAAGCUUCCAAGGAAAUUAAAUUGCUCCAGGAAGAGAUCUCAAAUUUUUCAGAAAAUGUGAAGAAGCUGAAAUUGGAAUGUGAGGAGAGGGAGAAGAAGGUGCUUUCUUCUGAAGCUCAAGUUACUGCCCUUCGCAAACAAUCUGAGGAUCUACUUCUUGAGUAUGACCGUCUGUUAGAGGAUAACCAACAUCUUCAAAACGAAGUUCUUGGGUACAGGAGUUGAGAGGAUGGUGGAAUGCCAACCACUUAGGUCAUCUCGGGUUGUAUUUAUAUGCUGGUAUUCUUCAGUCAAAUGUUUUCUUGGUCAUGCCAGAAAUGAUACAUAUCAACAGCUUCCUUGGGGGAACUAUUUAGAGGUGAAAUUGUGAGGUUCCCUUGGGUAAAUGCUGUUGAAAAUUUUGUAAUCUUUGUUUGUAUAAGAAGAUUCUUCAUCUAGAUGUUUCCUGAUUGCGUUGAUUUCAACUGAGAGUAGGUGAAAUUGAUAGUCGAAAUCAACGGGUCCAAAGAAUUCUGAUCCGUUCCCCUUACUGGUCAAACAUUGUUGGAUCAUCAAUUUAAUUGAAAAUUUAGAAGGAUACUUAGCUCCUUCAUCA
Molecule: messenger RNA, 1577 nt
Organism: Macadamia integrifolia
Lineage: Eukaryota; Viridiplantae; Streptophyta; Magnoliopsida; Proteales; Proteaceae
Product: B-cell receptor-associated protein 31-like
Exons: 2
Coding region: 551-1207 (218 amino acids)
Biological process (GO): endoplasmic reticulum to Golgi vesicle-mediated transport; intracellular protein transport
Cellular component (GO): endoplasmic reticulum membrane; endoplasmic reticulum
Source: RefSeq, a predicted model, not a curated record